ACGCUGAUGUCGUGUCGAGCUUACACCUCUAUCUCUCUCUCUUGUUUUUUGGCGACGUGAACUUCAGCAUCCCGCGCACUCAAGAGGCUCGUCCAAAGAAGCACCGCCCAUGACGGCUGAGGAGCAACAUGUUCCGGCGAGGGGGGCCCGGAGGAUGACGUGGGAGGACCGGGACUUCGAGUUCCCGGAGCUGCCUGUGGCGAGCCUCUCGGACAUCGACGAGUUCCUCAAAGACGGCGGCGAGAGGCCGAGGGGGAGCCUCAGCUCCGAGGAGGGUCGGGAGAUGGAGGUUUUAGAAGAUGAUGGAGAGAGAGAGGACUCUGGCAACAAUGUGGAAGAUAGCAAGAAGUUCUGGGAGACCCAGCACCAGCUUUUACAGGGUGUGUUAUGUAGGAGCACCUCGACGGAGACGAGGAUAAGGAAUGCGACGAAGGAGGCUUUGAAGGAGGUGCGGACGGCGGGGAUCCCUUGUGGCUGCCGUCCGUCGACGGCCGCCGCCGAUUGCCGUAGAUGCUUGGUGAGAGAAGUCUGUGUUCGCCUCCAGAGAGCAGGCUUCAACGCCGCCAUCUGCAAGUCCAAGUGGAGGAGCUCCUCUUACAUGCCGUCGGGAGAGCACACGUUCAUGGACGUGGUGGACGACUCAGCAAAGCCCAAGAAAGGAGAAGUCCGGGUCGUAAUAGAGUUGAACUUCAGGGCCGAGUUCGUGAUCGCGAGGGCGUGCAGCGACUACGACCGCCUAGUGCAGCGGCUGCCGGAGGUCUUCGUCGGGAAAGUCGAGCGGCUCCAAGGGGUGAUCAAGAUCUUGUGCGCGGCGGCCAAGAAGUGCAUGAAAGAGAAGAAGAUGCACAUGGGGCCGUGGCGGAAGCACAGCUACAUGCAAGCCAAGUGGCUCGGCGCGUGCGAGAGGGUGGCGCCACUCGUGCCGGCCGGGCUUUCGGCGAUCGGGUUCUUGUCCGAAGGGCGGCGGAAGCCGAGAGCGUCGAUGUUGACGCUGGAUUUGCACGAGAAGUUGUCCGACGUCCAUCGCACGGCCGUGGAAGUUGUGUGACAUAUGUAGCUAAUCGAGACGUCUUUGCUUUUGUUUUGUUUUCUAAAUGGAGUGACAGUAACCUUUUGACA
Molecule: messenger RNA, 1119 nt
Organism: Rhodamnia argentea
Lineage: Eukaryota; Viridiplantae; Streptophyta; Magnoliopsida; Myrtales; Myrtaceae
Exons: 2
Coding region: 110-1048 (312 amino acids)
Source: RefSeq, a predicted model, not a curated record